GGCUCUCAUAGUGCGGAGUGAAGGUGGCGGAACACCGGGGCUCAGGAACACGGAUCUGUGCUGCUCUUUACACACUGCAGCAGGAAGAGAUGAUGUAGCUUUCAGUCAGGACUCCUGGAGCUCCAGGGCUGCUGUGCUUUUAGGGCUUUAUUUUUAUUUUUUAUUUUUUGACCAAAGUUGGAUGUUAGACUGAAAGUAGUUUAGAAGAAACUCGAGUCACUAGUGUUACUGUCAGGUUUAUAGAUAAAUAAAAAUACUUAGAAAGCAGAUGAGUCUAAGGCUAGUCUGCUACCGGUUUUGGAGGAUCUGGAGGAAAGAACUGAGAGCUAGUUAGUUAGCUGGAGCUAAUGUUAAAGCUAAUAUUUAGGUGUUAUGAUAACCUGUCACUUCUCUAGUUGCUGUAGCCGGUUAACUAAAAGUCCCCUGUUGUUUAGCUGGAUAUGAACCACUGUAGGAAACAGCUAGCUAAAUAGCUAACUGAAUAGCUAGCCAGGUUUCUAUCAUCAGGAAAGCGCAUUAUCUAAUUGUUUCUCGGAAACAAUAGCUAAUAUAUAUACUUAUUAGCUAAUUGCAAUGAUGUUCUUAUUUUCCCCAUACAGCGGAAACCGACAGCCCUUUCUUGUUCAGGAUAGCUAACUAGCGCUAAGCAUGCUAGAUGAACCAAUAUCGCUGAGAAAACAAGAAAACCAAACCGGUCCAGUUGACGUUAUUUCUUUAUCUCAUCGCUGUUCAUCUUUUUCACGUGUUCAUGUUUACUAACGCUUAAUAACGCAGUUAUACAAUGUAACGACCCGCUUGCUUUAGCAUUAGUGUUAGCAUUAGCAACCGAACGGACUUCACGGGCACUUCAGCCGGACCGACCUCUCCAGUAAACCUGCUGCCCACACCUGGUUGACUGAAUAAUAAUUAAAUUCAGACCAACAAAGUCCAGCAGAAAGAAGAGCUUCAAAUAGAGGCAGCGGUAAGGGCGUGUCCCAACGCUCUUGGCACCGGGAUCAAUUGGCUGGUGGGCGUGGCCGGCGGGCUGGCUCCUCCCCCUCCCGGCGGCAGCGUGCACUCCCAGCCGCCGCCCGCGUGCGCCCCGCGCUCGCCCGGCUUGCGCGCCCGAGCCCAUGCCCCCAGCACCACACGGCCAGUCAGCGCCAUGUGCGUCCCGCACACCAUGGAGACGGGCAAACUCCACAAUGCGUCGGACACAGGCCAAGGUCAGGGGCAUGGACAUGGCAGACGCGGUAGAGGGGUGCCACUCGAACCCUUUGUCCACCAGGUCGGCGGCCAUACCAGCAUGAUGCGUUACGAUGACCACACCGUCUGCAAGCCACUCAUCAGCCGUGAGCAGCGCUUUUAUGAGUCUCUGCCGCCUGAGAUGAAGGAGUUUACGCCAGAAUACAAAGGUGUGGUCCUGGUGUGUUUUGAGGGCGACAUGGACGGCUACAUUAACCUGGUGGCGUACCCUUACGUGGAGAGCGAAGGCUUGGACCACGAAGAGCUGCCCGAGAGGGACCAACCACGGCGGAAACACUCACGCCGCAGCCUGCAUCGCUCUAGCAGUGACCAUAAAGAGGAAAGAGCGGCCCACGAAAGUGACAGCAACGACAAUCUGCAGGAGCUGAAGAGUCCACGCCUGGACUUGCAGAUCUACUCCGACGUGCCCUUCCAAAUGCUGGACGGCAACAGCGGCCUGAGCUCAGAAAAGAUCAGCCACAACCCCUGGAGCCUGCGCUGCCACAAGCAGCAACUCAGCCGCAUGCGCUCCGAAUCCAAGGACAGGAAGCUCUACAAAUUUCUUCUCCUCGAGAACGUUGUACAUCACUUCAGCUGCCCCUGCAUCCUGGACCUGAAGAUGGGCACACGGCAGCACGGCGACGACGCCACCGAGGAAAAGGCCGCUCGUCAGAUGAAGAAGUGCGAGCAGAGCACCUCUGCCACUCUGGGCGUACGUGUGUGUGGGAUGCAGGUGUACCAGAUGUCCACGGGACACUAUCUGUGCCGCAACAAGUACUACGGCCGAGGUCUGUCCAUCGAGGGCUUCCGCCAGGCGCUCUACCAGUUCUUGCACAACGGUACCAAGCUGAGGCAGGACCUUUUCGAGCCCAUUUUGAGCAAACUGCGCAGCCUCAAAGCCGUACUCGAGCGCCAGGCCUCCUACCGCUUUUACUCCAGCUCUCUGCUCAUCAUCUACGAAGGCAGGGAACCCGAGCGGGCCGAAGCGUCCUCCGAGAAGGAGAACGCUGCGGGGUGCCCGUCUCCGCCCCUGGACCCGCCCCCUGCUCCAAGCAUCGACGUGCGCAUGAUAGACUUUGCCCACAGCACCUUCAAAGGCUUCCGGGACGACCAGACAGUGCACGACGGCCCGGACCGGGGCUACAUGUUCGGACUAGAGAGCCUCGUCGACAUCCUGGAAGGGAUCCUUGAGGAGGACCAGUAGCCAAAACAGACCCGUGCAUUUUUGUUACAAACCCAAACCCCACUUCCUCCCUCAUCCUCAGUUCUUUCUGUACUGUCUACAUGGUUGCAGUGACAAAACUGACGUUUCUGUGAAUGGUGACACUUUGAGACAUGCUGCAAGCAGGGAGGCACGGCCCUCUGCACCUCUCAGCCAUCAGCACUCAGAGCACGAGGGUUGUUACGAAGCUUUCACAUGGUGGGGGGGGGGGGUGGUGUAGGGGCGGUUGGAGGUGACCUCUAGCUGGGUCUUUACUCGCGCCCCCCUUCAGAAAUGGACAGAAAUGGCAGGGAUGGCACCGUGAAACAGGAGCUGGGAUCGUUUUUUUUUUUUUUUUUUGCUUGUCCUGUGGAUUUGUCGCCACCGUGUGGCCAUUUGAGGUUUUGCAGUCAGAGAUGAGGAAGCAGUCACAGCUCAGGGCAAGUCCAGGGUCAGGUCCUCUUUACAUUGUUGGGUCAGUGGAGGGAAUGUGUGUUUGCGUGUGUGUGUAUGUGCGCGCGUGUGUGUGUGCGUGUGGAGGAUAGUAAUGUUCGGGGAAUAUAUCCCCACUGCAGUAUUCCUACAGAGGCUCAGAAAAGGGAGCAGUUAUGAAAGCUUUACUGUAAAAAUAAGGGUGGAAGGCUUAGCAGCCCCCUUUGAUAAAACUGAAAAGGUGAUUCGCACCUUGUACUAUGAAUAACCAUCCACAGCCUAGCUGUGCAAACAAAAUCCUGUUUGAGGUCACACACUUUUUAAUAUCUAUUUUUUAUUUUUAAGAGAAUGUUAUCGUUUCUGCAGUUAUUCACUUCAGUUAGAGCCAACAUUGCAUUUUAUUCAUUUUUUUUUCUCGUUUUCUUUCUUUCUUUCUUUUAUUUUUUUUGUAUUAAAGUCCUUUCUUUUACGGUUUAUGGUAGUACUGCCAGUCCUAGGCUAGUCUGUGGGACAGUGUGUAUAUCCGUAGACACCCUCGUUUUCGUUCCCCCGACUACAGUUUAUGCUAAAAAGAGAUCCUUCCUAUCUUUUGCACUGUAGAUUUGGAUUGUGCUCUAAAAAGCGUCCAGCAUGGUUCUUGGAUUUCCCCCUCUCCCAUCCUCAUCUUUCCAUUUUACUCCUGGUUUUAGGACUGUUUCUAAACGAUUCGAAUGAGUAAAACUGUCCAUCAGCACAUGUAGCAACACAAUUAGAGACUCCACCUUCUCUUUUCUUUCUUUUUUUUCUUAGCUCGUCGUGUCCCCUCUCCCUUCACCGCUCGGUUAGGGUGUAGUUUGUGUAUAGAUGGAGCUAUAGCCAUCGUCUCUUUUAGUGAUCAGAGCUUUCUUUUCCCUCUCUGGCACACCACAGACUCCUCUUUUAUCCAGUCUGUCGUCUCCGUGUAAUCAGACGCAACGUCAUGGACACGCACACCAUAUCGAUAUUAUCAGUGUAGUAGUGCUGUUCUGUUGUGACCCCCCCCUCGACCUUUAUAAAGGCGUCACAUCUUCGUAUUGUAAUCCAGGUGGUCAUCACUACCGAGUCUAGACUAGAUUAUUUGUCUUGCUCCGGAUGUCACGGGAACGGCCACCGUCUGUGCUCCGUCCUCUCCUGUCGGAGUCGACUCAGAACGUACUUGGCACUCUUCCUAUCUCUGUUCACGCACACCGUCACCGUGUAAAGGGAAAAUGCACACUGAAACUGUUCCAUAAUCAUCUGUCCAGGUGCAAGGCAUAAACACCGCGAGUGUGACCUACAUAUCUUGACAUAUAUAGAUAUAUAUAUAUAAAUAUAUUAUAAAUAACUGACCGUUUUGCUGUGCAACACUUAGAAAGAGCAGUGAGAAAAAAACAAAACAAAGCAGGAUUUAAAGACAGGUCUAGAUUUGUGUCCUGUUUGUGCUUCAUGUUCACAAACAUCUAGAUCAGCUCUCCUACACAUAAAAUGUGUGUGUAUGUUUGUGUGUGUGAGAGAGAGAGAGAGAGAGUGUGUGUGUGUGUAAAUACUUACCCAGGGUUCAUGUUUGUCCAGCCUUUCAGUGUUCGAGAGCUGACCAGGAUAUGAAGGUUUAAAGAGCGGUCAUGAAUCAUCGCCCUCCUGUGGGCAGGGUGCGAAUCCUGGCCACUUUAAAAACCUUAUAGAAAGUCUGUUCUGUGCCAGGGCAGGAGGAAGAAAUGCUCACACGACUAGCGGAAAAAUCGAAGUUUCGUGUUUCGGGAUGAAAAACAAGUAAAACAGGUCUCCUCUGUGGUGGAUGUUCUUAGUCUCUCCAUAGAUGUGAGAUUGUACGAGUAGAGAAAAAAAAGAAAUAUUUGCUGAAAAAAUUAUCCCCCCUAAAAAAAAGUAUGUAUUUCUCCCUGUUGUUGUUGCAUGGAUGGAUAUUUUUUUUAAGAAAAAAAAUAUAUGACAUAUUUGAAUGUGAGUUAUAAAUCAUUUAUUUAAGAAAA
Hemibagrus wyckioides is the source of this 4842-nucleotide messenger RNA. It is a transcript of the gene ip6k1, whose product is annotated as inositol hexakisphosphate kinase 1. Gene Ontology annotation, cellular component: cytoplasm; nucleus. The transcript has 6 exons. Gene Ontology annotation, molecular function: inositol hexakisphosphate kinase activity. The record is from RefSeq and is a predicted model, not a curated record. NCBI's taxonomy places the organism in Eukaryota, Metazoa, Chordata, Actinopteri, Siluriformes, Bagridae. The coding region runs from base 1145 to 2428 and encodes 427 amino acids. Gene Ontology annotation, biological process: inositol phosphate biosynthetic process; phosphatidylinositol phosphate biosynthetic process.